UAGUAUUAAAUAUUAAUUCAGUAUAGGUACGGAAACUGAUGCGAUCAGUAUAAUUAUUUUUUUAUUAUAUUUUGUUAUUUUUAGUGUACACGUGUUAUGCAAUUGGUGUUUAAAUAGCGACGGAUAAACCGUAAACAUGACUACGGUACAACAGCUACGAGAUGAACUAGAAAACUUCAAAACAGUGGCAGUAGUUGAUGACUCAGAUUCAGCUGAGAAGCCUAAUUUGAAAGGAGAUUGGUUAAAUUUUUUCCUAUUAUUGUUGUUGUACACGAUGCAAGGCAUACCAUUUGGUUUAGCAUUGGCGAUGCCGAUAAUUUUGCAAAGCAACAAAAAUGUAUCUUACAAAGAUCAAGCUAUGUUCAGUUUAGUCGCAUGGCCGGGUAGCUUACAACUGAUAUGGGCACCGAUGGUAGACGCGCUGUACGUACAAAAAAUGGGAAGACGAAAAUCUUGGCUCAUACCGGCUCAAUAUUUAAUGGGAGCAUGCUUCAUUUAUAUGGCUGGCAAUAUUGAUGAAUGGUUGCCAGAGACGCGAAAGCCAGAUAUACCGAAGUUAGUAUUAGUAUUUUUCAUCAUGAAGACUUUGACUGCCACGCUAGACAUAGUCGUCGACGGUUGGUCACUAACAAUGCUGAAAAGGAAUAACGUGGGCUAUUCAUCUACUUGUAAUUCAACAGGUCUGGCGAUGGGCAUAAUGAUAAGUUAUUUAUUUUCCAUAUUAUUGACGUCAGAAGACUUUAGCAACAAGUACUUACGGAUUAAGCCAGAUCUGGGAGGAGUGUUCACUAUGAAGAGUUUAUUCUAUGCUUGGGGUAUUCUUUUUCUAUUAAUAACUACAUUAGUUGCAAUUUUUAAAAAAGAAAAAGAUAACAGAUUAGAGGACAACCACGUAAAGCUCAACAUUGUUCAAAACUAUUCACUAAUUUGGGGCAUUUUAAAACUACCUGGUAUUCAAUUAUUGGCAUUAACAAUGCUGACAGCCAAGAUUGGAUUUGCUGCAACCGACAGUCUUGCAAUUUUGAAACUCAUUGACGCAGGAGUACAAAAAGACAACAUUAUGGUUAUACAGACAACAAUGUAUCUUGUGAAAAUGGUUUUGCCACUGGUUGUAGCGAAAUGCACCUCUGGUCCAAAACCUCUGAACAUAUACCUAACAGCAACACCUAUCAGAUUACUUUUGAAUAUUUCAUUUGGGAUAUUUAUUUACUACACACCGACAUUGAUAACAAUGAAUGGGUUCGUCGACAUUCCAAUAUAUUACUAUGCUCUAUUAGUAUUUAUAUUGUCAAUGCAUGAUAUUCUAGAUAACAUUAUGAGAGUAGCUAUACUAGCUUUUUUCUCUCGAAUAAGUGAUUCACGUUUUGGUGGUACUUACAUGUCAUUACUGGGUACAUUUUAUAGUUUGGGAGCAGCAUGGUCGUCUUCGGUCGCUAUUGGAAUGAUAGAUUUCUUAACGUUUCAACAAUGUUCUGUAGAUCACAAGAAUAAUUGCUCUACACCAAAUCUGAAAAACAUGUGUAAAACAAAUGGAGGGGAUUGCAUUGCUAUAGUAAAUGGUUUUUACUUAGAAACAGCUGUGUGUACCAUAAUCGGAAUCAUUUGGUUUUGUCUUUUCAGAAAUGUGCUUAAAAAUGUUCAAACUAAAGACCGUUCUUAUUGGUUGGUCAAUAUAAAGAGACAAAUAAAAUAAUAUUGUAUAGGUAAUGUGUUUAAAUGUGGAUUGCUCUAUACCCGUUUAGUCACAGUAUCAAUGUGUCAUAGUGAUGAACAUUUCGAAAGAAUGUAUUUUUUUUAUUAUUUUAGUAUUAUGUAUCAAUAAUUGUUAUUAUUUUCUCUGUUGAGGAUUUAAAUUUUAAUGUUAUAGUAAUGUUGUUAGUUUGUUACUUAUAAAUUAUAAUAUAACGAUAAGUUAUAUUCGUAACAUACCAGUUCGAUAGGAAUAAGGUUAACCAUUGUGAUCUGAAUAUAAUAUAUAUCAUCUAUAUAUGACGAAA
Myzus persicae (green peach aphid) is the source of this 1997-nucleotide messenger RNA. Its product is annotated as acetyl-coenzyme A transporter 1-like. NCBI's taxonomy places the organism in Eukaryota, Metazoa, Arthropoda, Insecta, Hemiptera, Aphididae. Gene Ontology annotation, molecular function: acetyl-CoA transmembrane transporter activity. The transcript is spliced from 9 exons. The record is from RefSeq and is a predicted model, not a curated record. Bases 137 to 1693 code for a protein of 518 amino acids. Gene Ontology annotation, cellular component: membrane.